Molecule: messenger RNA, 3229 nt
Organism: Ostrea edulis (European flat oyster)
Lineage: Eukaryota; Metazoa; Mollusca; Bivalvia; Ostreida; Ostreidae
Exons: 2
Coding region: 1209-3209 (666 amino acids)
Source: RefSeq, a predicted model, not a curated record
UUUUUUAUAAACUGCCUUUGCUGUAUGCCCUCUGGGCCGAAAAUUGGAAUAAACUUACUUUAUCUUAUAGUUCCCUAUAAUUUAAGUUUCUUAGACCCAAUUCCAUAGCGUUGUCCAUAUGUUUCAUAACUGAGGAAAGCGCUGGCCAAUUAGUAAGGUGCAUAUUAAUGAUGACAAGAAUCUAUCUUUAAAAACGCACUUAUAUUGUUCCCGAGGCAGACUAUAAAAUGCACAACCGUGUUACAAUUCGUUGACAGAUGGGAGUGUUAACAUUCGCAAUGUUAACAGAUAUAAAUGAAAUAACUAGACAACUCUGUUUAUUCCUUUUUUACGAAGCACCUUCUAAAACAAGUAAUUAAUGCGCCUUUAAAACCACAGAUUUAUAGGCAAUAUACUAGUAUUUAUAUAAAUAUAUGGAUAAAUGUAAAAUACAAGCGCGUUCAUGAAUAAUUAAGGGGUUGUAUCAAAAAGGAAAAAAACAAACUCAGGUAAUAUAAUUGCGUUUUUUGUUUUCGUUGUUUUUUUUUUUAAGUGAUUACCUUGGAAUGAUAAAUUAUGUGCCUUACUAUGAUAAACGUGGAUGUUUGUGCAGUAUUCAUUUUAUCAAUUCUAUUUUCUACCUUUGACUUGUGAUAAGAACAAUCGAUACUUUAAGAUAUUUCGGUUGCUAGACAAGAAUUUAAGUCUGGCUGCAUGAACUAUUGUCUAAUCGAAUGAGGAACAAUCCCCGGAAAAUUACAACCCGCAGAUAGACUUGCACCUGUGUUGGACUGAGUAGCGUUGUAUAGUAUUAUUAUCGGUACCUCCCCCUCCUCUCUCUAAUGACAUCCCUUGGUGUAUCCCUCGUUAUCGUCCUGCGAGAUUAAUUUGUUUGCAUUUCUGAUGUGACCGUGAUGUGUGACGUAACGCGAGGAAAAUUUACCCUAUAUUUCAGUUUCCUUGUCUGGAACGUAUCUUCCAAAGUGUUUUCAAAAGAGAUGUUGCGUUAUACCGGGAGGUAACAUUUUCCUUGUUCCACAAUAUUCUUUAUCGAUCUUAGUUGCUGGCGACCCUGCGAUUUCGGGAAGUGAGUGUGCUGCAUAUGUGUCGGCGCGUAUCCACCAUUGAGAAGUCGCACAGCAUACAAACAACAUUGUCUGGAGGUGAAAGGAUGAUAUAGGGUUCUGCAAAGUGUCCAGUUUCCUUCCUUAUUGCUGACCGUAUAAACUAUGGGGUUGUAUAGAUGCGUAAUUUCUAGAGGAUGGAGACAGCUUCGUUAUUUUUUGAUGAUAGCCAUUUUUCUUUCGUGUAUAUAUAUAAGCAUUUGGAUGACCUUAAAACGGACAGGGAGUCGAGAAGAGGGAAUUUCUCACAAUAGUCUGAAGAAUGCACCUGAAAAUAGUGAAAUUUUGAACAGUGUACUCCGGAAUUACUCCUUCACUCGUGAGCAGGUGUGUAACCACCCUAAUUUAGACCCUUAUAACCCGAUCGUGAUGAAGCAUUUUCACGACGUUGGCCCGUUAAAAUGUGGCGAGGAUGAAAACUGGGUAAAGGUGAACAACGGAACUCUGUGGUUAAACGAAAAUGCGAAAGCUAAACAUGAGAAAAUUUCGUGUCAGUAUUAUCCAAUAUAUCGAAAAAACGAGUAUGCAUAUAAAGUGGGUGACAAACAGGCUUUCGAUAAAGAUGUUAUAACAGCACCCUCUGAUGUGAUUAAAAUCGAUUGUCAGUCGGGCUUGUUUGGUCCCAAAUAUUCAAAUAUACAUACCACAAUUGCAUACGACAAAACGAUACACGACAGAGUUAACAAAGCAUCAUAUAAUGACCUUUACAUGCCUCUCAAUGUGCUGAUGUUUGGGUUUGACUCUGUAUCCAGAAACACCUGGUUAAGAACAUUACCCAAAACCCAUAAGUAUUUCACUGAAGUGUUAGAAGGUAUUGUUCUCAAGGGAUAUAAUAUUGUUGGCGAUGGAACGCCUCAGGCACUGCUUCCCAUUCUUACUGGAGAGACGGAAGAGGAACUACCGGAAGCACGCCGUGGAAAACCUGGAGCGAAAGUCGUCGAUGGCCAUCCAUGGAUUUGGAAGGAUUUCAGAAAGGCUGGCUACGUGACACAGUGGGGAGAAGACAUGUGCUGGAUAGGGACCUUUAACUUGAGAAUGCUGGGAUUUGACAAACAACCGGUUGAUAAUUUCUGGCGUCCUUAUUGUCAAGCAACACAGGAUAUACACAAGUAUAGUAAACCAUUUUGUCUCGGCUCAAAACGGAGACACAAAGUAAUGAUGGAUUGGGUCAAGGAUGGAUUUCAAAUGUAUCGAAAUCGACUGAAAUUUAUGUUUGCUUUUCACUCCGAAUAUAGUCACGAAGAUUCCAGCAAACUGAAUUGGGCUGACGACGAUUUAUUGGAAAUGUUAAAAUAUUUAGAGGAUAAUAACUAUUUAAACAACACUGUUUUAAUUCUUAUGAGUGAUCACGGUGCUCGAUUCCACGCAGUUAGAACGAGCAUUCAAGGGAAAUAUGAGGAGAGAAUGCCAUAUUUUUCUUUCCGCUUUCCUACAUGGUUUUCCAAAAAAUACCCUUCCGAAUUUAAAGCAUUCAAAGUUAAUGCAGGUAGAUUAACUACUCCAUUUGAUAUACACGAAACAUUCCAUGAUAUGAUGAAAUUUGAAAAGAAAGACACUAAAAAUGAUAAAUUACCAAGAGGAAUGAGUCUAUUCAGACCAAUACCUACACAACGCUCAUGUGGCGAUGCUGAUAUUUCACCUCACUGGUGCGCAUGCCUGGGGUGGAACGCCACUUCCUCUUCCGAUCCCAUUACAAGAAGAGCAGCAGAUGCAAUUGUGAAAUUUAUGAACAACUUGACCAAAAAUUUUAGAUCUAAGUGUCAUGAAUUGACACUUAAAUCUGUUAAAAACGCUCUUGUUCUACAAUCAAAUCCCUACAUAGCGCGUUAUUUGGGUAGCUUAGAUACUGAUGGAAGGAUUCCCAAGGAGUCAAAAGGUGCUAUUGACAAGAGCGCAUUGUAUCAAAUAACUUUGCAGACAGUGCCUGGUGAUGGCAUUUUUGAAACCACUGUGAAAUAUAUUGCCAGUGAUGACAAGUUUAUAAUUAGUUCCCAGGAAAUCAGUAGAAUUAAUAAAUACGGAAAUGCCGCUAAUUGUGUUUAUAUGGACGCGCCGCAUAUAAGACCAUAUUGUUACUGUAAGACAGCUGAAAAAGGAUCUAGUUAGAAUUAAAAGUUUGGAUUGAU